This is a messenger RNA of Arabidopsis arenosa, 1603 nucleotides long. The record is from the annotation of a GenBank genome assembly. Lineage: Eukaryota; Viridiplantae; Streptophyta; Magnoliopsida; Brassicales; Brassicaceae.
AAGAAUCGAAAAAUCAAAAGUUCUGAUUCAAUUUCGAAAUGUUAUCGUUAAUCAUCAGAAGAUCUCGAAGCAGAUUCAUCAAUGGAAUCAAAACCAGAACUAUUUUCUCUUCAUGUACCUCUCUCUCGAAUCCAGAUUCAAGCUCUUCAGUUUUGGUUUCUCGAAGAAGCUACAAUUCAACACCUGCGUCAAGCUCUUUCAGAUUCAAUUCUGGAAAAAUCUCUUAUUAUGAGAGUAAUUUCGUUUCCACGACUCGAUCAUUGAGCUCAGAAGCUGUAGCUGUGGCUACGACUUGUGACGGACUUACUGUAGAACGAAUCAUAGCUAAUCAAUGGCCGAUUUUAGAUGAGAAUGAAAGUGAUUGGAAAAGUCACGCUGCAGCAAUUUCACAAUCGAUUCAAGUCAUCAAGAGACGAUUACAGUGGAAGAAACUCUUGGUGAGGCUAAAAGUGUUAUCUGCAGAGCUGAAUAAGCCUGAUUUAUGGAAUGAUCCGAUUCAUGCUGGUAAGAUAAGCCGGGAGCACGGUUCGCUUACGGGGAAAAUGAAAGGAGUUAUGACAUUUGAGAGAGAGCUUCUUGAACAUAUUGAUAUGUUGAAACUUGCUAAAGAGGAGAAUGAUACAGAGUUAGAAUCGGAUACUUUGAAGGCAUUGAUGGAUAUGAGGAGAGUUUCAAAAGAGAAAGAACUCGAGGCUUUAUUAUCUGCGGAGAAUGAUCCUUGUUCCUGUUAUAUCGAGGUUCAAGCUGGAGCUGGAGGAACAGAGAGCAAUGAUUGGGCAUCUAUGGUAAUGGAAAUGUAUAAAACAUGGGCUCAACGACGUAAAUUUUCAGUCACUGUGGUUGAUGAAGCUCCUGGGGAAAUAGCAGGAAUCAAGCGUGCUACAAUCAAAGUGAACGGUGAAUACGCAUAUGGAUAUGCCAAAGCAGAAGUUGGAGUUCAUAGGCUAGUGCGUAUAUCCCCGUUUGACAGUGGAAAACGGAGGCACACUUCGUUUGCGGCUGUUGCAGUGAUUCCAAUUCUAGGUGAUGGGUCCACUCGUGUGCAGAUCAAUGACUCUGAUCUCCGAAUCGAGCGGUUCCGUUCUGGAGGAGCCGGUGGACAGCACGCUAACACGACAGACAGUGCUGUGAGAAUCAUUCACAUACCAACUGGCAUAACAGCAACUUGCCAGAAUGAAAGGUCGCAGCAUAUGAACAAGGCUUCAGCAAUGGCGGUACUACAAUCACGUUUAGACCAACUGGAGAUGGCUCGUCAGACAGCAAUGAAUGCUCAACAUACACAAUCACUAACCGAGAUCAGCUGGGGAAACCAGAUACGAACUUAUGUUCUUCAUCCAUACAGAAUGGUGAAGGAUCUGCGAACAAACUACGAAGUCUCUGAUCCCGACUCGGUUCUUGAAGGAGACUUAGAUGGUUUCAUCUUGAGCUUCUUAUCUUCUUCUUUAGACAAAGAUGAUCCAGAACAUUAGUUUAGAGAUGUUUCAAAAGAGUUAUUCUUAUGUUACUUGAAACGUCUUUCUAUUACUAAACUCCGAAAGGAUUUAGAUUGGCGCAGACUCAUUCAUUGUUUUUAAAAUGGCUUCAGUAAAAUCUUUAUUAUCCA